Trametes versicolor FP-101664 SS1 is the source of this 237-nucleotide messenger RNA. Its product is annotated as NADH-ubiquinone oxidoreductase 12 kDa subunit. NCBI's taxonomy places the organism in Eukaryota, Fungi, Basidiomycota, Agaricomycetes, Polyporales, Polyporaceae. The coding region runs from base 1 to 237 and encodes 78 amino acids. The record is from RefSeq and is a predicted model, not a curated record. The transcript is spliced from 3 exons.
AUGCCUCUUGACGAAGCCCGUGUGGCCGAAUACAAAGCACGCCUCGCCGAGCGCGAGCGCAUCAUCCGCGAGUCCUGGGUGCGCUCCGUCGAGGCCCAGCUCGUCCGCGAGAAGCUCGACCGCUGCUACGAGUCGGAGGGCGUGAACCACCUAGAGAGCUGCAAGGACCUGCGGGAGCGGUACAUUGAUAUGCUGAGGGAUAACCGGGUGAAGGGGUACAAGAACAUCGAUGUAUAG